AUGCCGACAAGUACCGAAAAUGUGUAUGUGUUUGUGCCUAGAAGCCAGUUUCCACUUCAUGGUACUCCGCCGCCGUCCGUUGUUAAACUAGAUUUGAGUCAAGUAACAUCCGUAAACGCCAGAACAGCUGGUCUCUCGAGUAUUGCUAAAGCUGCCAUUGGUGUUUGUGUCGUGGCAUUUGUUGCCGCCCUUGCCGCUAGUGCUUAUGUUAUAGUACGAACAGUUACUGGUACGAAAGUAUGA
Molecule: messenger RNA, 243 nt
Organism: Didymodactylos carnosus
Lineage: Eukaryota; Metazoa; Rotifera; Eurotatoria; Philodinida; Philodinidae
Source: the annotation of a GenBank genome assembly